Lycium ferocissimum is the source of this 1233-nucleotide messenger RNA. RefSeq names its product protein GAMETE CELL DEFECTIVE 1, mitochondrial. Bases 3 to 914 code for a protein of 303 amino acids. NCBI's taxonomy places the organism in Eukaryota, Viridiplantae, Streptophyta, Magnoliopsida, Solanales, Solanaceae. The transcript has 3 exons. The record is from RefSeq and is a predicted model, not a curated record.
UAAUGAACUCAAUCCGCAAACUGUCAUCAACCUUUCCCAAAAUAUCCCUCAUAAACCCCACUGUCUCCGCCGCCGCCGUGCGCCGCCAACUGUCGACCAAAAGCGGCAACGAUGAGUGGAACGAUGCUUGGGAAGCCGCGUGGCUGCCCGACGAUCUUUCCGGUAAAAAUCGAGCCCCAUGGGAAGCCGACGUAAAUUUCGCAAUUUCCGAUGAAAAUACCGAAAUUGCCCCUAGGGUUAGUGAAGUUGAUGAUGUGGAAACUAAAGCGUUUGUUGAGGACAUGAAUGAGAAUUGGCACUUAAGAAAAGGAAAGCAACAGAAAAAUAGUACUAGUAGUGAUAAUGGAAAGGAAAGUUCCCAGCUUUAUAGUUUGGAGAAUAUAAAGAGGGAUUAUAGGUUGAAGAAGCAAAGAGUACAUGCUGGUUUGUGGUUGAAGGAGAUUGAGAAAAUGGAAGAGGCUAAGCUUGGUGGCAAUGCUGAUGAUAUUGAGAAGCUUCUUGAUAGUUGCUCAGAAAUUUUUGAUGCACCAAAUGAUGAUUUAAGCAAUUCAAACAUGACUUCGGAGUUCAAAAAUAAACCUGAUGGCUGGGAAACAACUUCAAAAACGCAAGAUGGGAAUAUAUGGGAGAUGUCACAAAGAGAAGAAGAUAUCCUAGUCCAAGAAUUUGAACGCCGAAUUGCAUUCAACAAAUUCCAGAUUGCCAGUUUCAUUAAAACUCAUAUAUUUAGUCGGAGGAGGCCUAUAGAUGGUUGGAAGUAUAUGAUAGAGGAGAUCGGACCAAAUGCCAGAAAAGGGAAGGGCAGUGUUUCAAGGUUACCUAGCAUAGCAGAUGCAUCAACUCGGCCUUUCAGGGAGGAAGACACAUCGUCCGACACUACUUUCUUCUCUAAUCGGGGGAGAUCUGGAAGGUAGUAACAACAACAUACCCUGUAUAAUUUCACCAGGUGGGGUCUUGGGGGAGUGCACGCAGACCUUACCCCUACCUAGUAAAGGUAGAGAGACUGUUUUUGGUAGACCCUUGGCUCAAGGAAAGAUGCAAAGGCAGCAGUAAUAACGGACAGCAAUAAUGAAAGGCAGAAACAGUAGGUCUGGACGGUAGCAUUUUGUAAAUUCUUGGUUCUUAGAACAGAGUGAGAUUGCGAAAUCUGGGUAUGAAUGUUGUAAUUUUUAGCAUUGAAUUUUUAAGUUAUAUCGAAUUUACAGUGUUUUCCAUAGGCCCUAUUGGAAAUCA